AAUUCAGGACGAGGCAGAGGAGCACGGGGACGGUUCAUCUUGGGAUUAUAUGGCAGAGCAAGUCAAAGAUUUAGGCAAUUUAGAGGCACCAGAGGACUUCCAAACUAUAACACGGCAAGAUCUAGCCAAAAUCAGGAGGAAUGAAGAAAGAGUUUCUAAUAAAGGAAGUGCAACCAGGGCAAAGGCUCUCAAGAUUUUUAAAAAAUUAGAAAGAUAUAACAAAGGAUCAGUGGAUAUUAAAGAUAAUAAAGGACAGUUUGGAGCUGGAUCUAAGAUCUUAUCCAAAGCAAACAUUUUUCAGAAGAAAAGAGAUGAAGGAAGAUCAGCAGUUGAUUAUGGAGGCAAUAGAGGAAUUCAAACAGAAGAAAGCAAUAGGAAAGAAAAGAGCAGUUUUAGAUGCAAGAGCCCUGAACAAUGUAUUACCUUACAAAUAUUUCAAGAUGACGACGAUUCGCACAGUGAAGGAGAGUUUGCACAAGGGAGAAUGGAUGACAAAAUUGGAUAUUCAGGACACAUAUCUUCAUAUUCCUCUGAGAUCCUGGGAAAUGAAAAUUCGAUUAUCAGAGUCAACAAGGAAGGAACUAGAAUGGUGGUUGACGUCAUUGGAGAAUUGGAAUGGCAGAGCAAUACUGAUGCAUCCAAUAUGGGAUGGGGAAUAACAACAAAAGAUAUGAAGACACAUGGUUAUUGGACGACACAGGAAUUGGAGGAGUCGAUAAAAGAUGCUGAACCUGGUGAUUUUCAAGAAGAUUCAGCGCAUAUUUCACAAGGUGAGACUGGACUUGUUCGCUUCGAGGCUGACAAAUCAAAUGAAAUGAUUCUUCAGCAAGAUGCAGGACCCGGAAGCAGAGAAAACCGACGCAUUUCGACAGAGAUGGGACAAAACGAAGGCAUACGCGAACCCACCAUGAAGACUGAUCUCAAAAGUGCUGCAGGAAACGAAAAGGCAACAAUUGAGGAAACUGAUUCUAAUAACACCGAGAUGGCUGUCUCAGCAUUGGUUUGCAGAAGCGUUACAAAUGUCUAUCAGAAGUCUAGUAAUACUGAAAGCCAGAAAGAAUCUGAUGAUUCACCUGAAGAAACCGUUGAACAUGAUAAAUCCAUCACGAUGGGAUCACGUCGCAUGGCUAAUAUCCGCAAGAGUUGGGAAGAUCAGGGAUUUUUGGAAAAGACUAUUGAAUUUGAUCUAGUGUCAGUAAUCAAUUUUUUAGCGGACAUGGCGCAAACAGCAACUCUGAAUUCAUUGAAGGCCUAUCGCACAGCAAUAUCAUCAACAAGAAAAGACCUAAAAAUGUCAGAGUGUGAGGAAAUCAAACGAAUUUUUAAAGCAAAACAGGAUUUAGAUGAUACUCCAAGAGAUAAACAACUUCCACGAUGGGAAAUAAUGGAUGUGAUAAAUUCAAUGAAAGCUGUAAGCGAAGCAAAGUCAAUUACCUUAAGAGAGUUAAACAAGAGAACAUUAAUGAUUUUAGCAAUUGUACUAUGUGGAGACCAAGAUCUGACUUAG
Molecule: messenger RNA, 1507 nt
Organism: Racocetra fulgida
Lineage: Eukaryota; Fungi; Glomeromycota; Glomeromycetes; Diversisporales; Gigasporaceae
Source: the annotation of a GenBank genome assembly